GGUAGCCUUCGGUCUGACUUCGGUCUCGCGGUAACGCUGGUAUCGGUUAGUAUACAGCUAGCUUGUUAGCUAACUCCAUCGUUUCCAGGUUUUGUGUCGACCUGAAAACACCAAACUAAGAAAGACACAGGAAGACAGUGCAGCUGAAUAUAUUUUAAAUCCAGUCUGCACAAAGAAGCGGGGCAAUGCCACACAACUUCCAGCCCGGAGACUUGGUCUUCGCCAAAAUGAAGGGAUACCCCCACUGGCCAGCUCGGAUCGAAGAUGUGGCCGAUGGAGCUGUGAAACCACCGCCAAAUAAAAUCCCAAUUUUUUUCUUUGGAACACAUGAAACAGCAUUCCUUGCACCAAAGGACCUUUUUCCUUAUGAGAAGUACAGCGAACGCUAUGGAAAGCCCAAUAAGAGGAAGGGAUUUAACGAAGGUUUAUGGGAAAUCCAAAACAAUCCGCACGCCUCCUACAGUGCCCCACCUGUACCGCCUAGCUCAUCUGACAGUGAGGGCAAUGAUGCAGGAGGAGGUAGUGACGAGGAGGAAGAAGACGACGAGGAAGCCCCGGUUCCUCGGAAAGCCGAUUCGGGUAGCGAGGAUGACUCUGAUUCUGGGAGUGAUAACAGAGGAAGGGGAGGAGGGAUGAAGCGAAAACCGCAAGCUCCCAAGCGGCCACCUCCUCCAAAAAAGGCUCGUGGCUCCUCUAGUGACCGAGAUGAGGAGGAGAGUGGAUCUCCUGAAUCAGAGGCGACACCUUCAGAGUCUGACUCUGGCAAAAAUAGUGACAAGGAUUUUACUCCAGAGAAGAAACCUGGAGGACGAGGUGGAAAAAAGGCAGCAGGCAGAGGGAAGAAGAAGGCUUCUUCUGACUCAGGAUCAGGGUCAGAUAGGAAAGUUGUAGACAGCGACUCUGAGGAUGAGAAGCCUCGACCAGCUCUGUCAGGCUCAGAAUCCCAGUCUGGCUCAAAGUCUGAGUCCGAUUCUGAUCCACCUCCCCGCAAGGGCCCGCAACCUCGCAAGAAAGAGAAACCUGCACCAAAGCCUCGUGCACGGAAGCCCAAACCUGCCCCAGCAAAACGAGCUCCGUCUUCAUCCUCCGACAGCGACAGCGACAGUGAACCCGACCGCAUCAGCGAAUGGAAGAAACGUGAUGAGGAGCGCAAGCGAGAGCUGGAAGAACGCCGAAAAAAGGAGGAGGCUGAGGAACUCCGCCGGCUACGUGAGAGAGAGAAGGAAGAGGAGGAGAAAAGGAAAAAGGACAAAGAUAAGGCUAAAAAGGGGAGCGACAACGACAGCAGCAGUAGUUCAGAUGAAGGUGUAGAUGAUCACCCACUGAAGAAGUCCAAGAAACCUCCUCCACCCCCGAUCCCCGCACCUUCAGACUCAGAUUCUCCUCCACCAGCAGAGUUGAGAAAAUCCUCCAAGAAACAAGACAAAUCAAAGGCAGCAAAACAGAAUAAAGAGAGAAAAGAAAGAAAGGAGAAAGAAGCGAAAGAGAAGAAAGCCCGACGGGCAGAGGAGAAAUCCAGAGCGAGGUCCAAGCCUGAAAAGCCCAAACGCAGACCGGAGAGGCAGCCAGAGAAGAGAGUGGAGAAGAAAAAGGAAGCAUCACCAGAGGAAAAGCUACAGAAACUCCACACAGAGAUCAAGUUUGCACUCAAAGUGGACAACCCAGACAUUGAUAAGUGUUUACAAGCCCUAGAGGAGCUUGAAGCUGUCCCUGUUACCAGCCAUAUUCUCCAGAAGAAUGCUGAAGUUAUUGCCACACUAAAGAAGAUUCGAAGAUAUAAGGCUAGCACAGCGGUCAUGGAGAAAGCCAGCGAUGUCUACAACAAGCUAAAGCUUCGCUUUGUAGGCAAAACCGAGCUGGCAGUAAAACCUAAACCUGAAAACAAGGAAGCAGAAGACGAUGACAAGGAGUCACGAAACACCGAAGCCACUCCAGUCAACGGGGAGUCAGCGGAGAAGAAAAAUGAGACGGAGAUGGAGGAAAAUCCCAAAACACCAGAGGAGAACAACGACGACGAAGCCGGUUCGAGUCCAGUCAGGCAAGAAUCACACAAACGCAGCGCAGAUAGCCCAGCCGAACAGCCGACACACACAUACGAGGAAGCAGAUGGCUCCGUCUCAGCAGAAACAGAAGCGCCAGCUAUAGAGAGCUGAAAGACUCUUCACAACUCUCAGCAAUGGACCAAGCUCUAAAAGAUGGCGGCCCAUGUUUGCUGCGCUCGUGCCCCCAACCACAUCCCAGCUCACACUCGUCGUUUCCUGCAGCAUCUGUUACAUCAACGUUGAUACAUUUUGUGAUCUGCUGAUAUCAAACCUGAAAGCCAUCCCCCCUCCAAACACUCUGGUCCGUUGCCUCUCACGGCAAAAUGAAAUGCUUUUUAGCGUGAUCACUUGUAGCGCUUCACGGACGUUUUAUUUUUGUUGUUUGUUUCUGAAAUUGACCUCUCCUUUUGUGUGUGACACUCACUUUGUUCUGGAUGUUCAACUCAUGUUUUUCUGUUGUCAUCCUCUGCAUAAACUGAAUGAUUACAUUUUUAACUAUAAAUAGACUUUAACUUGGGUAUCACAAAAUGAGUUCUUACUAAUUUUUACAAAGAGAAGCGAAGGAGGUGUUAAUCUGUUGUUUUGAGGGUUUUGUGCAGCUGCCACCUGUUUGCUUCAUUUUAUAAAGCCUGCCAAACAUCACGAAGGCCUCUUGUCUGUGUGUGUAUAGCUUUGUGAGAGUAAUGAAGUGCUAUUUGUGUCUUUUAUGUUGAAUAUUUUUUUAAUUAUGUGGUCUAGUUCAGUUAAUUCAGUCUGACAUGUAAAAAAGGUCACUUGAAGAUACCCACCUACUUUUUAUUGCUUCUUUUCAAAUGAUUACACUUUUGUCUAAAAUAAUAUCUACAGUGCAGUUUAAAAAAACUUGCACACACAUGUGUAGUGUUUGCUUUUAGUAAAUUGCAUAAUAAAUAACAGUAUAGACCAUAAACUGGCCAAAAAAGGGUAGAAAUCAUGUAGAAGCAAUCUAUUUUGGCAUUUUUCCGUUACAUGCCUACAACGUGUUUUUAAUGCUCUGUAAAUUGGUAAAGCAUUUCUAUUACGUAGUUGAGACUUGAAUAAAAAUCUCAGCAUGG
This is a messenger RNA of Nothobranchius furzeri (turquoise killifish), 3115 nucleotides long. RefSeq names its product HDGF like 2 (gene hdgfl2). The record is from RefSeq and is a predicted model, not a curated record. Lineage: Eukaryota; Metazoa; Chordata; Actinopteri; Cyprinodontiformes; Nothobranchiidae. Gene Ontology annotation, molecular function: histone H3K27me3 reader activity; histone H3K9me2/3 reader activity.